CAGUGAGUUAGGACCUCCUGGGUGUGUCUCGGUCCUCACCCCGGGCUCUGGGGCGCCCCACGCCACUGCGCUCGCGGUGUCCCUGUGGCCUGAAGCCCCUGGCGGGUCGCGGUGGCCCGGGCAUCGCCCGCUUCCGGGACCCCUCUCUCCCCAGGACCGCAGGGCUGCUAGGAGCAUGACCUCACUAUGCGGACCAUCAGCAACACCUGCAGGUUUGACUUACAUGAUUUUGGCCUGACUUCCACAAUGGUUUGUUCUUGGGACAAGACAUGACCAAAAGUUGACCUCAUGAGUACGCCAACCUCCCCAGCUGCCAUGCUUCUCCGGAGGCUGCGGCGACUGUCCUGGAGCAGCACUGCUGUCCAGCUCUUCAUCCUAACUGUGGUGACAUUUGGUCUUCUGGCCCCCCUGGCCUGUCACCGGCUCCUUCACUCCUACUUCUAUCUGCGCCAUUGGCAUCUAAAUCAGAUGAGCCAAGAGUUCCUGCAGCACAGUCUGAAGGAGGGGGAAGCUGCCCUGCACUACUUUGAGGAGCUGCCCUCUGCCAACGGCUCGGUGCCUAUCGUCUGGCAGGCCACCCCUCGCCCCUGGCUGGUGAUCACCAUCAUCACUGUGGACAGGCAGCCUGGCUUCCACUAUGUCUUGCAGGUGGUGUCCCAGUUUCACCGGCUUCUGCAGCAAUGUGGCCCCCAGUGUGAGGGGCACCAGCUCUUCCUGUGCAACGUGGAACGGAGCGUGAGCCAUUUGGAUGCAAAGCUGCUCUCCAAAUAUGUCCCUGUGGCUAACCGCUAUGAGGGCACUGAGGAUGAUUACGGUGAUGAUCCUUCGACCAACUCAUUUGAGAAAGAGAAGCAAGACUAUGUCUAUUGCCUGGAAUCAUCACUGCAGACCUACAACCCAGACUAUGUCCUCAUGGUGGAAGAUGAUGCCAUUCCAGAAGAGCAGAUCUUCCCCGUGCUGGAGCACCUUCUGAGGGCCCGCUUCUCUGAGCCGCAUCUGCAGGAUGCCCUGUAUCUAAAGCUCUAUCACCCCGAGAGGCUGCAGCACUACAUCAAUCCAGAGCCCAUGAGGAUCCUGGAGUGGAUUGGUGUGGGCAUGUUGCUGGGGCCUGUGCUAACCUGGAUAUACAUGAGGUUUGCCUGCCGUCCAGGCUUUAGCUGGCCUGUCAUGCUCUUCUUCUCUCUGUAUAGCAUGGGGUUGGUGGAGCUGGUGGGUCGGCAUUAUUUCCUGGAACUGCGGCGCCUGAGUCCUUCCUUGUAUAGUGUGGUUCCUGCCUCUCAGUGUUGUACCCCAGCCAUGCUGUUUCCUGCCCCUUCAGCCCGCCGGACCCUCACCUACCUGUCCCAAGUGUACUGCCACAAAGGCUUCGGCAAGGACAUGGCACUGUACUCACUGCUAAGAGCCAAGGGGGAGCGGGCCUAUGUGGUGGAGCCCAACCUAGUGAAACACAUUGGGCUCUUCUCCAGCCUCCGGUACAACUUUCAUCCCAGGCUACUCUAGGGUUGCCAAGUAACACCUUUCUGUCAUUGGCCACCUCCUGGAGAAUCACAUACUGAACUCUUUAUUUAGACAUGUUUGCUUGCAAAUAUUGUUUAAUGUUGCUAGGUAUAAAAGGCGCUGGGACAGCUGAGGAAUCGCACAUAGGAGCCUUGGCUGGAAAUUCCCCCAGCAGGAGCAGCAGUUUGCCACUGGUCUGGACUUCUCUCCCUCCACACAGCCACACUGCCUCAUGCAGUCUGUCUACCCAAUGAGGGUGCAUGUAAUACCACUUAUAUCCUCCCAUUGUUUGUAAGCUCUGCCUUGUGAUAGAGCUUGUAACUGCCAAAAAUCUUGUGCACAGUGGUUUAAGAUUUUGUGUUCGGUUUCAAGGGUAGAAUUUGGUGAACAGUGAGAUGCUUUUGAAUGGAUUUCUUUCUCAUGAGAUGAGAAUGGAUGUGUAUUUAGAAUAUAUACCCAAAGAGGCAGAACCUUGUUGACAUAAUCUAUUUGUUUUCCUUAACCUGGUGUAAUAAAAGUAUAAAAGCUG
This is a messenger RNA of Nannospalax galili (Upper Galilee mountains blind mole rat), 2026 nucleotides long. RefSeq names its product transmembrane protein 246 (gene Pgap4). Gene Ontology annotation, biological process: GPI anchor biosynthetic process. The transcript has 2 exons. Lineage: Eukaryota; Metazoa; Chordata; Mammalia; Rodentia; Spalacidae. The record is from RefSeq and is a predicted model, not a curated record. Gene Ontology annotation, molecular function: glycosyltransferase activity. Bases 289 to 1500 code for a protein of 403 amino acids. Gene Ontology annotation, cellular component: Golgi membrane.